AACACCAAGAAAGAGAGGGGGAGAGUCCUCUUCUCUCUCUCUCUCUCUCUCUCUCUCUUUCUCUACUUUCUCUCUCUCUGUUCCACAACUCACCCUCCCUCACCUCUGUCUCACCACCCCAUGCCACUACCCUCUUUGGAGCCCUUGCCCCCAUCCAUCUCGGUAUGUCAACGAAGGCGGCCAGCCUCGCCGGGCUCCCCGUCGAAGUCCGCCUGAAAAUCAUCCACUUUGCGCUGCCCGGCGAAUUCCGCAUCCAGCUUGACCUCACCUCCUCCUCCUUCACCCACGAGCCAACGCCUCUCCUGGCCGUGUCGCGUACCAUCCGCGCCGAGACCCUCUUCUAUCUGCAACGCGAGAUCAUGGUGACAAUCUCGUCCCCGGCUCCGAUCCUCCACCAGUUGGAUCCUCCCUUGGCGGGCCCGCCUCGCACGCCCUUCUUCGACGGCUGUCCUCGCCAGCUGCGCUUCACAGUGCUCGCCCCACUGAGCGAGCACAUUACCACCCUGACAAGCGCGCACGAUCGUGAGCAGGCUACCUGUAGGCCAGAGAUCGAUAAGUUCCUCGUCAGAUGGGGCAACGCGCUCGUGCGCCUCCCCGAGUCCACCCGACGCGUCGACCUGGACUUUUCGCACGACGGGUUCGAAGUCCGGCCCGUCGUCCUAAGUCACCUUGUGCAGCGCGUCGCUACCCGCCUGUGGAUCUCCAGCAGGGGCAAGACCAUCGUCACCGUCUCCGGCUGCAAAACUCCGAACGGACAGCGGUUUCUGGAGAACUGCAUCAUUGGCCACAAGGGGGUCCAGGUUGAUUUUGACAAGGUGGGGACUGAUACUUGAUAGAGCCGCAAUAGCAUGGAUGGACAUUGAUGCUGGAUAUGGACAGGUACUGAUGUUGUGGA
Molecule: messenger RNA, 895 nt
Organism: Penicilliopsis zonata CBS 506.65
Lineage: Eukaryota; Fungi; Ascomycota; Eurotiomycetes; Eurotiales; Aspergillaceae
Exons: 2
Coding region: 165-833 (222 amino acids)
Source: RefSeq, a predicted model, not a curated record